Molecule: messenger RNA, 1419 nt
Organism: Indicator indicator
Lineage: Eukaryota; Metazoa; Chordata; Aves; Piciformes; Indicatoridae
Gene: ACBD4
Product: acyl-CoA binding domain containing 4
Exons: 11
Coding region: 1-1419 (472 amino acids)
Biological process (GO): fatty acid metabolic process
Molecular function (GO): fatty-acyl-CoA binding
Source: RefSeq, a predicted model, not a curated record
AUGGACGUGGAGGAGCCGAGUUGCGGGGCUCAAUUCCGCGCCGCCGUUCAGGUUAUCCAAGGGCUGCCCCGGAGCGGUUCGUACCGACCCUCUUAUGAGGAGAUGCUGCGCUUCUACAGCUACUACAAGCAGGCCACGGCGGGGUGCUGCCAAGGCCCGAGGCCCGGCUUCUGGGACCCCAUCGGGCGGUACAAGUGGGAUGCCUGGCACAGCCUGGGGAAGAUGUCCAAGGAGGAGGCGAUGGCGGCUUACGUGGCUGAGAUGAAGAAGGUGGCCCAAAAGAUCAUUGACACGGUGCCCAUGGACGAGACCUCGAAGGAGAUGUUUGGGUACUUUGAGCCGCUCUACGAGGUGAUCCACGACAUGCCCCGGCCCCCCGAGUCCUUCUUCAAGAGGAAAGGGGGCAGUCAGAAGCAGACAGCUGAGCCCAGCCAGGACGACACAGGGAGCAGCCCAGCUCUGGAGCACCCCAACGAUGCCCUGCCCAAGGAGCAACAGAUUGGGCAGCAUGGGCCAGCAGGUGGGCUGGGGCUGGCAGUGCCCGAGGCGCGCCAGGCUGGCACGGGAACCAGCGACUCCGAGGGGGAUGUGUUCUGUGACACCCUGGAGCAGAUGGAGCCUGAGCAGGCUGGGCAGCCCCUGGCUCUGACCCCAAACAGCAGCAUCCAGCCUGGGCCUGAGCCCCCAAGGCCCCACGGUGCUGGUCAGGGUGAAGGCAGAAGACUGGAGGGGAGGAGCAGCGCUGGCCUCACAGCCCCUGGCUCCCAGAGAGACCUGCAGCCUGCUGGGGGAGAGCAGGACACUGGGAGCAGCCCUGAGCUCAGUCAGGGGCUGCUGGUGGAGCUGGACACCCACAUAGCUGGCACCAUCCAAGCCUUGCAGGACGACAUGCGGCAGGUGCUGGAGCACCUGAGCCAGCUGGAGGCGCUCACCGCCGCACAGGGGGACACCGCUGAGGCCGACCUUGGCCAGCCGCUGGAACUGCAGGCAGCGUCCGCGUGGCCUCUGGCCAUCUCCCCACGCACCCUGCGCAUCCUGCUCUUCCUCGCCACCUGGCCCUUCCUCACCCAGUGGCUGCUGCGGCGCUGGCAGGGCAGGAAGAGUCGAGGAAGCGCCGAGGGCAUCGCCUCACCCAGCCACGGGGCUGCUGUGGGCCGGGACCCCAGCCCAGAGGAGGGGAAGCCACCGCGCACCGCCGAUCGCCACCGUCACUCUCAGGGUCUCACCAGCACUGUCGGCACGCAGAGGGACCGGCUGCCCAUGGGGAUCGGGACGUGGCAUCACCCCCACGCCCCAGAUGGGAUCCCAGGGGAUCCCCUCGCUGCUGCCCACAGACGGAUCUGCUGGCACCGUGCUCCUGGCACUGGGCUGGUGGCAGGGGACAGCCACGGUCCCUAUGCCCGGAGCCCGGUUCCAUGA